AGGAGAUCCAACAGCGCCCCGCUCAUCCACGGGCUCAGUGAUAACUCACAAGUGUUCCAGGCCAACGUUCUGCGGACCCGCAGGAACAGCACCACAGUUAUGAAUCGUCACAGCCUGUUUGUGCCAUCUUCUCCUAUCCGUAUUCCCAGCAGUCGUCUUCAUCAAAUCAAACAGGAAGAAGGAAUGAAUUUGCUGAACAGAGAAACAGUACGUGAAAGAGAAGUGCAAGUAGCAAUGCAGAUGAGCCACUCAUGGGAGGAGAGCUUGAGCCUGAGUGACAAUGAUUUUGAGAAAUCCUCAUCACCAAAGCAAGUGGACUUUGUCCCAGUUUCUCCAGCUCCUUCACCUACUAGAGGAAUAGGGAAGCAAUGUUUCUCACCAUCGUUGCAAAGCUUCGUGAGUAGCAGUGGGUUACCUCCAAGUCCCAGCCCAAGUCCAACAAGGAGAUUUUCAAGCAGGAGGAGCCAGAGUCCAAUUAACUGCAUUCGACCAAGUGUUCUGGGGUCAAUAAAAAGGAAAGGUGUAAUGGAGAUAGAAGAUCAUCCAAAAAGGUUAUUCCAAGGAUCCACCAACAUGCUUAGCCCUGAGGUUCCACAUCAGGCAGACCUUGGAGGAUGUCUGUCGUCACACGCUCUCGAUGACAACAGGAGCAGUGCAGGCUCUUCCUGUGACUCACCAGCUGAAGCUGGCACCAACACAGACUCUCCAGUCUCACUUUCUGACUCCAGAUCUCCUUUUUUACCAGUAGAUCUCACAGCUAAGUUACCCAUCAAUUGAGAAGCAGAAGUCUGCUAAUGGACACCAGGAAACGGGCUGGACGGCAAUAAGACUUUCUGUUGUGUGUAACUGAUUCUGUUCCUCAUAGGAACUUCCAGAAAUGUCAUUAUUUCUAGAAAACUUCCAGAAUAGUUCCUUGAGGAGGAAUUCACGUUUCUAGUGAUUUGUAUGACAUUUACUACAAUACAGUAAGCAUUUGAAUCACAAACGUAUUUGAUGCUAACAU
This is a messenger RNA of Nestor notabilis (Kea), 1003 nucleotides long. Its product is annotated as protein FAM122A. Gene Ontology annotation, biological process: mitotic G2/M transition checkpoint. The record is from RefSeq and is a predicted model, not a curated record. Gene Ontology annotation, molecular function: protein serine/threonine phosphatase inhibitor activity. The transcript has 10 exons. Bases 100 to 777 code for a protein of 225 amino acids. Gene Ontology annotation, cellular component: nucleus; cytoplasm. Lineage: Eukaryota; Metazoa; Chordata; Aves; Psittaciformes; Psittacidae.